Messenger RNA from Dreissena polymorpha, 5725 nucleotides. Its product is annotated as carboxypeptidase D-like. Lineage: Eukaryota; Metazoa; Mollusca; Bivalvia; Myida; Dreissenidae. The record is from RefSeq and is a predicted model, not a curated record. Gene Ontology annotation, molecular function: zinc ion binding; metallocarboxypeptidase activity. The transcript has 27 exons. Bases 71 to 5104 code for a protein of 1677 amino acids. Gene Ontology annotation, biological process: proteolysis.
GUGGUUCGACAGAAUAGUCAAUAACAGAAAAACAAAACAGACUGUCACAACCCGGAAGUCAUGAUCGAAAAUGUCUGCAAGUAAACAAAUUUCCACGUAUGUGUCGUGCAAAACGAUUGUUCUUGUGAUUUUAGCCUCAAUUUUAUAUAUUUCUGAUGCAGGGCCAAGUUAUAUUCACAGGCGUGAAAUUGACACAAGCUUUUAUUACCAUUAUGAAAAUUUGACUAAUAUAAUGCACGAAAUGAGUGCAAACUAUCCGAACAUUUGUAAACUUCAUUCCAUUGGAAAGAGCGUUCAACAUCGAGAUCUCUGGGCAUUGGAAAUCACAGACAAUGUCGGAACAGAAGAAAUAGGAGAGCCAAAAUUUAAGUAUGUUGGCAACAUGCAUGGAAAUGAAGUUAUCAGCAGACAGAUUCUUAUUUACCUGAUUCAGUACUUGGUAGAAAAUUAUGGUAAAGAUGAAAAAGUAACAAAGCUUGUCAAUACUGUUGACAUAUUCAUUAUGCCUUCAAUGAAUCCUGACGGUUUUGAGCGAGCAGUGGAAGGACAAUGUGAUGGUACUGUCGGUAGAGAAAAUGCCAAUAAUAUUGAUUUAAAUAGAAAUUUUCCUGAUCAGUUUGAUCUACAAUCAGGAGAUGAUAUACAACCAGAAACAAAAGCUUUGAUUGAUUGGAUUGAAAGCACUCAUUUUGUUUUGUCAGCAAAUUUGCAUGGUGGCAGUGUUGUUGCAUCAUAUCCUUGGGAUGAUUCUUCAAAACAUGAAAGCAACGGAUUUUACAGCGCAUCUCCAGAUGAUGCUGUGUUUAAACAUUUAGCCAAAACAUAUUCAUUCAAUCAUCGAACCAUGCAUCAGACUGGAAAACGUUGUGGAGACAUAUUUACUGAUGGGAUUACCAAUGGAGCUCACUGGUAUGAUGUGCCAGGUGGUAUGCAGGACUAUAACUAUCUGCAUAGUAACUGCUUUGAGAUCACAGUGGAGUUGUCCUGCUGCAAGUACCCACUUGCAAGUCAGCUUGCCAUCGAAUGGAACAACAACAAGGACGCCCUGUUGGCCUACAUGGAACAGGUGCACAUUGGUGUGAAUGGUCAGGUGGUGGACGGACAGACAGGGGAGGUAAUCCCAGGGGCAGAGAUCAGCGUUCAGGGUAUAGGCAAAAACAUCACCACAGACAGCCAUGGCUACUUCUGGAGGCUGCUAGUUAAGGGGGACUAUUUGAUCACUGUGACUAAAACAGGCUAUGAGGACUUCCACAGCAAUGCAAUCACAGUGCCCGAAGAUGCCGGGGUCAAUGUGACAUUCCAUUUACAUAAGAGAUCAAGCCCGCCCGCCAGCGUGCCAGUCCACAGAGAGUACACACUGGACAUGCUGAUCAAUGAGGUCAACCUGCUUAGUGACUCAGCCCAUCGGGAGGUCGUGACCUUUGUAGAGCCCACAGAAAUCACUCACCAUGACCAAGAUCAGCUAGAGUCCCUGCUGCGGCGCUACAGUGAAGAGUACCCACACAUCACGCGCCUCUACGACAUCGGCAGCUCUGUACAACAGAAGACCCUCUGGGUGCUUGAGAUCUCUGACAAUCCAGGCCAUCAUGAACCAGGUGAACCAGAGUUCAAGUACAUUGGAAACAUGCAUGGCAAUGAGGUAGUGGGCCGUGAGAUGCUGCUUCUGCUGAUACAGCUCCUCUGUAAGAACUAUGGGUCCAACGAGUUCAUCACGGGUCUCGUCAAUCAUACGAGGAUCCACAUCAUGCCUACCAUGAACCCAGAUGGCUAUGCUGUAAGCACUCUAGGUGAUGUGAUGGGUGUUGCUGGUCGCGUAAACGCACAUGGGGUCGACUUGAAUCGCAAUUUCCCAGACUUUUUUGAACAAACCAAUCUUAACCUGAAACAGGAAAAGGAAACUCUGGAAGUGAUGCGCUGGUUACAGGAGUACCCCUUUGUUCUGUCGGCCAACCUUCACGGAGGCUCCCUGGUGGCCAAUUACCCGUUUGAUGAUGGUACCAAGGGGACAGUCUCCUACAGCACAUGCCCUGAUGAUAAAACUUUUAUUCAGCUUGCUGAGUCUUACUCAAUGGCCCAUUCAACAAUGCACGAGGGUCAUCCCUGUCCAGACCUGAGUCCUAGCGAGUACUUCAAAGAUGGCAUUACCAAUGGAGCCCAGUGGUACAGUGUCUCAGGGGGCAUGCAGGACUACAAUUACGUGCACACCAACUGCUUUGAGAUCACCAUAGAGAUGGGCUGUGUCAAGUACCCACCUGCAGCAGCACUCUCCGGUUUCUGGGUCGCAAACAAGUUCCCACUACUUGUGUUUAUGGGACAGGUGCAUAAAGGAGUGAAAGGGUUUGUGCUGGAUGCGUCCACAAGGGCUCCAAUCGCCAACGCAAGUAUCGAGGUGGAGGGCAUUAACCACACAAUAUACUCGGCAGCAGAUGGAGACUACUGGAGACUGCUGGCUCCUGGCACUUACAACAUCAGGGCUGCUGGGCCCGGUUACGAAGGAAAGACAGUGGCUGUCCACGUGGGCAAUAACGCAGCAGCUGAGGUCAACUUCACACUUGUAAAGUCCCCAGUGCUCUCCUGGUCUAAAGAGGAGGACUACGACAUCAGGGAAAAUGUUGCCAAGAAGUACCUCACUAACCAGGAGAUUCAGGACGAGCUACGUCAUCUGUCUGUGGUGAACUCUGAAGUGAUGGAGUACCAGAUACUGAGCAAGACCACGUCAGGGAUGGUUGUACCGUUGGUGCAUAUCACCAAAGAUCUGAAGGAUCAUGCUGCUGAUAAGCCUCACACUUUGUUUAUUGGUGGUCUUCAUGGGGAUGAUCCCGUUACUGUAGAGAUGGCAAUGCGUUUGAUUAGACAUCUCUUGCAAGGCUACCUACAAGAAGAUGCAGAGAUUCAAGAUGUGCUGGCUCAUAGUCACCUGUACAUAAUCCCAGUUCUUGACCCAGAUGGAAUUUUCAACGCAAAAGUGGGCGACUGUGCAGGAGCGUUGAAUAACAACACCUCUGAAUUCCAUAGUCUUUCUCUUGAAUCGCCAGCCUUGAAAGCGCUACAUGAUGAAUUUGAGAGUCGCAAGUUCAAUAUGGUGGCCAGUCUAGCUGCAGGGGGCCAGUAUAUAGUCAUACCAUGGGAGAACCCCAUUAAUGGCCUGCCGAUGACAGAUGAUGAAGAUGUCUUCCAGAUGUUGGCCCGGUCUUUUGCUGAUGCCUUACCGUCCAUAUACUCUUCAAGCACUUGUGAGAAAACCCUGCCAAGUGGUGUUGUGCAUGGAUCCAAACUGAAAGGUGACGGAAACGCUGUCAUGAUGGAUGAAGUGUAUAACAAGUACCACUCACUGAUGCUGUCGGUGCACAUGACCUGCUGCAAGUACCCCCAACCUGAGAAGGUCCCUGAGAUCUGGAUGAACACCAUGACCCCAAUGAUGAGGCUACUGCGUACCUCCACACAAGGGGCCCAUGGCAAGGUCAGAAACACCAAAGGGGAAGUACUCUCUGCUGCGGAGGUGAAAGUAGACCAGCACCUGCAGACUCAUACAGUCACUAACAAGGGAGAGUUCUUUUUUUUGUUGACAGAGGGAACACAUAUUAUUGAAAUAUCAGCACCAGGUUAUGAGACACUGACAAAGCGAGUCCUGGUGGAGAGGUUCAAGGUCACAUACCUUCAGGAGGUGGUUCUCUCCCUUGAUGUCUCCAGGUUCAAGUACCACCAGUACAGCGACUUCCAGAGGUUCAUGUCCAACCUGACCAGCAUGUGUGCAACCAGGCUGACAUCUGAGAGCCUUGGCAAGACGGUAAAGGGCCAAGACAUGUGGAUGAUCAGUCUUGGUCCCGCGGCAACGGAAUAUGUCCCAGAGAUCCUAUUGGUCGGUGGUCUCCAUGGAGAUGAAGGGGUGGGGUAUGAGAUGAGCAUGCAGCUGUCUGAACACCUGUGCACCAAUGCUGAUAAGGACUUUAAUAUUAAAAAUAUAUUGGAGAACUCUCGUAUUCACAUCAUUCCUACAUUGAACCCAGACGGACUGCAGAUUGCAGAGCCAGGAAACUGUGACAGUGUGAGAGGGCACCUCAACGCCAACAACGUUGAUCUGGAUCAGACAUUCAUAGCCCCAGGCAGUUCCCUGACAUCCAAUAUGGAGCAGGAGACCCAUCUGGUGAUGGAGCGACUGAGGAAGCUUGUCAACCCCACGGUCACCGUGAUCCUGCGGGGCGGAGACUUUAUGGUCCUCUACCCACACCACACUACACCUGCCCCCCUGUCUGAUGUGGACCGAUCCACGCUGAUCAAUCUCGGUAUGUCCUACACCACCAGCCAUCCUGAGCUGAGCACAGGGCAGUUGAAGUGCAACACCUCCAAGGGAGGUGAAGCUAGAGAGAUGGCUAUUGCAGAAGCUUCUACAUAUCACAGGCAUGCAGGCAGUCUCAUGGACUACAUGUAUGACAGUUUGCACACUGCGGUGGUGUCUGUAUACCUGAGUUGCUGUAAGUACCCCGGCCCUGCCGACCUCCUGGACAUCUGGAAGCAGAACAGGAAGUCUCUCAUCAGCGUGCUCCAACAGGGACGCCUUGGUCUCCAUGGCGUGGUCCUGAACUUCAAGAAGGAGCCACUGCCUAACGCGUCUAUCACCAUCACAGGGUCAGGACACAUCCACAGUGUGGAUGAGCAGGCUCGGUUCUGGGUCUACCUUGUCCCGGGUCAGUACGAGGUCACAGUGACCUUGCCUGGUUAUGAGCCUCUGAAAAAGAAAUUGACCGUAGAGAAGGGAUUCGAGACAGCUGAGCUCACCUUGAUACUUCCUAUUGUUGAAGUGGAGGAGGGCUACACGCACACAUUCCUUGUGCUUGGCGUUGCAAUUAUUGUCCUCCUACUGAUUUUUGUGAUAACCACCAUCAUGUGCCUUCGUAAUCGCAAAGCCAGUCCCUACUCCUCUGUGGGUUUCCGACGACUAAACGUUGACGACUCUGACGAGGAAGAUGAGAUAUUCGGCGAUCUUGGAAAACCAAAGAAAAAAUUGCUCAAGAACGGUACAUCAGAAUACCGUGAUUAUUCAGACUCUGAUGAUAAUGAUAAGGAGGAACACAAACUGUUUGAUUCACGCUUGGCAAGGACCUAACAAUGCAUAUGGUUGAGGGCUGGAAAGACUUGUGAUUGAAGAGCCAUUGUGAUCUGCACAUGGAAAUAUUUUUGUUCGAGGUGCUUGGGGGCCGUUUCAUAAACGAUCGUUCGACAAUUUUAACUUACGAGAGAAUUUUUUAAUCUUAAUAAGUAGACGAACUAGCUCGCCAUGCUUGUCAAAUAUAUUUGGCGCUUGAGAUGCCAAUGUAAUUAAUAAAGUACUGAAAAUUUAUGAUCAUAUGAUAUGGACUUUAGCAAUAUUAUGUGUCUUCGAAAAAGGUAUCGUAUCGUAAAUGUGUUCUACGAUGUUUAUUGCAACGGUCCCCCGUUUAAAACUGUUAUGAAUGAUUAGUACCAAUGAGAAGUUGUUAAAUUUUUAUGUUAAUUAAAAAGGUUAAGGUAAGGAGUAGUUGGGAUACUUACAAUUAUACAAGUUUUAGGCUGUACAUUGCCUGUAUAAGCAAUAUUCAGGAAUAAUGAAAGUUUAUUUUGUUAUGGAUGAAUUUAACGGUUUUACUCAUAAGCAGGCAUCUUUACACUUUUUCACCAUGGCUUCAGGAAUGUUAUAAGUAGUUUGUGAGAUUGGUCUCAUGUUUGAAAUAAAUUUUCCUAUUUGCUC